Messenger RNA from Chaetomium globosum CBS 148.51, 4029 nucleotides. RefSeq lists its product as uncharacterized. The transcript has 9 exons. NCBI's taxonomy places the organism in Eukaryota, Fungi, Ascomycota, Sordariomycetes, Sordariales, Chaetomiaceae. The record is from RefSeq and is a predicted model, not a curated record. The coding region runs from base 1 to 4029 and encodes 1342 amino acids.
AUGGCACGAUACUUUAAACGCCUUCAACAGAAGGUCAAAUCCCUGAGAGGCCAUACCGAGGCCAUAGACUCUGCCAGCGCUUCUCAUUCUUCACGUCCGGUGUCGGAGACUGGCGCCGCCCCUCUUCCAUCUACCGGAGACAACUUGAAGACUGAAAACGACGCCUCUGCCCUCCCAGAAGAGAAGCCGGGCAUCAGAAAUGCCGUAGUUGCACCUGUGGCGGAAAGCAAGACGAAAAACGACCCAUCUUCAUUACGAAAGGAGGACCCGAUAGACAAGGAUGCAGACGUUGCACUCGUGUUCCUGUCAAGAGACCGCCAAGAUCUUUGGCGAGAGGCAUUCCUCAAGCUUGACGAUGCCGAACGGGCCGCCCUCGACUUCGCUCCCGCGACCGACAGUGAUGGUGGUAGGGGUCCCGAGAAAAAGCAGGAGGACAUGGGGUUGGCGAUACGAAAAAUACUUGAAAGUGCCAACGCCAUCAAGAAAAAAGAUGAGGAGAAACGGUAUACCACAAAAAUCAACAAGAUCAUCGACGGCACAACAAAGGUCAAGUCUUUGAUCGAUGCCGGGAUGGCGUAUGACCCGACCAUGUACGGGCAGCUCGGUUGGGCCGUUCUCUCGUUUGGGCUGCAGAUGGCCAUCAACGCCAGAGAGAUGCGCGAGUUCGCCCUUGAUUCCAGCGAGUACAUGGUCAACAUCAUUGCCAGGUAUAGCAUCUAUGAGCUGCAGUACAGUGGUACUGCCCAUCCUUCCGACACGACGGACGCCCUGCAGAAGUUUGAAGAGGGGGUGACAGCCGUUUACACCUCCAUUCUCAAGUUUCUGGGCAAGAUGAGAGAGUAUCUGAACCAGAAUUGGUUGGUACAUGGCGCUGCUGCUGUGGUGCCGAAAGCCGAGCGAACUUUGUCCAAGACCAAGGAGAGUAUUGUCGAGCAAGACCUCGCAGUACAAGACUGGCUGCCGAUUCUGGAGCAUGAGAGUGUCCAGGGCCAGUUUCAAGCCGUACUCAAGAAGCUGGAUGCGCUGGCCAAGCCAACUUACCAGGACGACAAGCAAAAACAGAAACUCGAAAGGAAUAUUCGCUCUAGGGCAGAGGUCGACUUCUCGCAAAAGUACCAGCCCGGCGCCUGGUUCUUGAAACAUAUCGACUUCCAGCUAUGGGCAGAUGCUCGGUGCUCUUGUGGUUUCUGGUUGCACGGAGAUAUGGGAGCCGGCAAAACCGUGUUGACGUCGACCGUCAUCGAGCAUUUUGAGCAACUCUACAAAGGAUCGUCGGGAGGGGCUCUUGCUUACUUUUACUGCUCUGCCUCGGAGCCAACCCGUGCCGAUCCUCUCAACAUCCUCCAGGAAAUCCUACGCCAGCUUGCCUCCACCGAGCCCGGCUUAGACAUCUUUCGAGAAUGGCAGAAGAAGAAGAAGCCGUCUAGCCUGACAAGGGAUGCCGUGCUCCGACUGAUCCUGCAGAUGGUAAACCUCAACGCACAUCGGCAGACGACGAUAGUCAUAGACGGACUUGACGAGAUUGACAGGGGCGGCACGGGCCUAACCUCCAUCACGGACGCGCUGCAGUACUUGAUAGAAGCAGCCGAUGGUCUGGUGAAAGUCUUUGUCUCAAGUCGUCCGGAGAGCCGUAUCCGCGACCAGCUACAGUCUUGGUCAGGAAUCUCGGUCGACCCCGGAUCUACACGAAGCGACAUUGAUACCUAUAUUGAACUUGAGGUAGACAGGCUCCUGAGACACAAAUCUCGAGUGGCAAGCCUCAAGCCGAAAGUCAAGCAAACUCUGAAAGAGCGAGCUGGUGGUAUGUUUCGCUACGUCCAAAUGUCGACAGAAUGGAUAUGCCACGGUGAGAGCCCUCUCGAGAUCAACCAGGCCAUCGCCGAGCUGCCGUCGGAGCUUGGCGGCAUCUACCACGGCCUGUUCGAGCGGAUACAGAGCCGGCGCAAGAUACACCAAGACUAUGCGCGUCUCGCUAUCUCGUGGAUCCUCGGCGCGGCACUGACACUCCGCGCGAGAGACGUGCUCCAGGCCAUCAUCGCGGGCAUCGAUGAUGUCGAUGAUGUAGCCAUCCUAGAAACCACGAUGGAUGAUGUACUCACGGCCUGUGAGGGUCUUGUAACGUACAACCAGGCGCGGGAUGUACUCGAGUUUGGCCACGUCUCCGUCCUCGAGUAUAUCCAGAAGGAGAAGCAGGAUCUGUAUGACCAAGCCCAGGUGCAUCUCCGGAUUGGCACCACUUGCGUCAGGGUGCUGGAGGGGAUGAAGCAGAUCUACCACUCACCGGAACCAAAAUCCAACAACAACAGCAAGAACAGCAGCGACAACGGCUGGGACAUACUUCGGCAGCGCAUGGAAUUCAUCGGCCACUGGGCGUGUUUCUCUUGUCCCACCAUCAAGGAACUGCCGUCGCGAGGCCGCAACGCCAGGACCUUUAUCCAAUACGCCAACCUCAUGUGGGCGUACCACUGUGCCUCGUCCGGCGCAAUCAUCCGCGUGGGAUCUGCCUUCGGAUCCGCCAAGACGAUUCUCCUCAACGGACAGGACCAUGACGCCUACGGCAUACUCCAAUUCAUCUCCGAGGAGCGUCUGAUUUAUAUGCCGUAUCGUGGCAGCCCGCACGAUCGGACGCUGCACUGGAUCACGCAGUUUGCAGUCGCCACCUCGGGAUUUGCGAGCCUCCCUGUUAGGCUUUUGGUGGUGACGCAUACGGGGCCUGAUGGGGAGCUGCAGGAGGCGCUGAUAGAAGGCCCGCCAUCCGCUAUUUUUAUGGAGUGCGUUGGUGGCCUUCCCAUCCUAACCACCUACCCCCCCACCCUCCUCCUCAACCUCCUCGCCUACGCCCUCCCUGCCCUCGUCCCCACCCUCUCCAAACUCUGGAUCGCCUCCCUCGACCCCACCCUGGUCGCCACCACCGACGUCUACACCUACAUCGGCGUCGUGGCCGAGGUGCUCAACGAGGGGCUGCCGCGCGCCGCGUGGUCCGUCAUUGGCGACCGGGCGUCUCGGACGUGGGGACAGAGACUGAGGCUGACGCAUACGUUGGUGGUGGUGCAGGGUGUGUUGGGGGCGAUAUUGAGUUUGGGGUUUUUGGGCGGGGCGAGGGCGUUUGCGGGGGGGGCCGGGAUCCAGUUGGGGUGUAACAUGACGGCGGCGGCGGCGGGGUUGGGGUACUUUUUGGUGAUGGUUAGUUGGAAGGAGCAUCGUCGGCAGAAAGAGAUGCGGCGGGUGGAUGGGGAGGAUGCGCAGGGGGGGCAGUCGGAGAUGGAGUCGGAUAUGUCGUUGGCACCGAGCAUCAAGGCGCUGAUGGUGAUUCUCCGUCCUGGGCUUCUCACCUUGGCUGAGUCGGCUAUCCGCAACGCGCUCUAUCUCUGGCUGGUCAGCAACAUCGUGUCCAUGGGCCAGACCUACGCCACCGCUUGGAGCGUCUUCAACACCAUCCGCUGGGGCCUCGUCAUGGUCCCCGUGCAGGCUCUCGAGGCUACGGCGCUGGCGUUCGUCGGCCAUCAGUGGGGAGCCUGGCGCCGCUCCAUCGGAACCAGCACUCUCCGUCCGGGACGCACCUCCCUGCGCACCGUCUUGGGCAUCGUCAAGCCGGCUUUGAUUUCGCUUGGUCUGGCCAUGGUCGUGGAGGUGCCCCUCGCCGUCUUUCUCUCUCUCUGGGGCGCCCGGUCGUUUGCGAGGUACCUCGGCGGAUCGGACGAAGUCGCCGAAGUGACAGCCUACAUGUGGCGGACCAUCGACUGGUGCUAUAUCUUCUACGCUGCGUCGACCCAACUAUCCACCAUCCUGCUUGCCACUCGGCCUAAGUGGUAUCUCUACCAGAGCCUGGUCAGCAACCUCCUGUAUGUCCUGCCAUGGGCCAUUGUGUGUCAGGUCAAGGCGCUGGAUGCCGGGAAUGCGUGGACCUACCACAGUCUUGUGUUUGGAGGGAGUCUGGUGUUUAGCUUUGUGGACGUUCUUCUCGUGGACGCCGUGUGGGUGUGGACGUUGGUGGCGGGAAAGGCCAAACUGGAGGUCUUUCGGGAGUAG